AUUUACCGUAACAUCUUCUUCAAUUUCCUCCAGAGCUACAGUUUUAAGAGGCCAGAGGGUUACAGUCGUUCCACGACAGGAGAAGGGCAGCGUCCUCGUGGUCGGACCGGAACAAGAAGCCAUCCGGUGGAACCGGUGAACUACGCUUGCUUCUGGAUAGCUGUGCGGGACAGAUGGCUCGUAGUACUUGCUGCCCUCCCCCUUCCUCUGCUUUGAUAUCCGUGUGAACGGAGAAUGGGCAGAAGGGAAGGCCGGUUAGUCGCGUUUCCCGGCCCGGAUUCCGGCCACAUUGGAAUAAUGAAGGGAGCGGGAGGGAAGACUCUACUACCGAAACCAGCAAUCGCAAGGUAGAAAAGUGUGUGGUUGAUCUUCAGACAUAUGCAAGAAUAGAUAUUUAAGGAAUCAAAGAAGGUUGUUAUUGUUCACCUGUCAUAACUUUUUCCAAUGGGAAGCUUCAAUCUUAUGACCCCUUCAUCUGAAGUUCGAUGCAGCAGCUCCAACACCUUGUUCCAUGUCCAAGAAAAGUUACAUUUACCAAGUUCUUCCUUGAAGUUUUAUGGUUUUCAUAAUCAAAAUUACUGUAAAUUGUCAAGUAUGGACACUGAAGCAUCAAGGAAGCCUAAACAUGUGACUUUUUGUCUUCAAGGAAAGUCUGAUUUGGUGGAAUCACCUCAUCCAAAGGGAAAGAUUGUUGUUGGGGAGAGAUGUGUGCGGACUUUGUUGAUUGAUAAUUAUGAUAGUUACACAUACAAUGUUUAUCAAGAAUUGGCUGUUAUCAAUGGAGUUCCUCCAGUGGUGAUUCACAAUAAUGAGUGGAAUUGGGAGUAUAUUUGUCAUCUUUUGUAUGAAGAGAAAGCUUUUGACAAUAUUGUUUUGUCACCUGGCCCUGGAACUCCAACAUCUCCAUCAGACAUAGGCAUAUGCUUACGGAUAUUGAGGGAAUGCAAGGAUGUUCCUAUCUUGGGUAUUUGUCUUGGUCACCAGGCAUUGGGAUAUGCACAUGGAGCUCAAAUAGUUCAUGCACCUAGUCCAAUCCAUGGUCGUCUAAGUGAAAUUGAGCAUUGUGGUACGAAGUUAUUUCAUGGCAUCCCAUCUGGACAAGGUUCUGGUUUCAAGGUUGUGCGAUAUCAUUCACUUGUCAUAGAUGCAGUUUCCCUCCCUGUGGUACUUACACCAAUUGCUUGGACAUCUUCUACACGCACCUAUUCAUAUCUUGAAACUGAAGAAUGUAGAAUAGGGUCUCAUUUUGACGAUAUACCAACUGGUCAUACAGAUAAUGGGCACAGCCGGUGCUUCCAGAGUGCUAAGGGGGUUGAUGUGGACAAAGUCCUAAUGGGUAUAAUGCAUGCAACCAGGCCUCACUAUGGUGUGCAGUUUCACCCAGAGAGUGUUGCAACUUGUUAUGGGAGGCAAAUACUUGAAAAUUUUCGGAAGAUCACAUUGGACUACUGGUCUGACUUGUCCUCGAUACAUCAAGGAAAGGUGGCUCAUGUUUGUUCCAGUGAUAGAGCACUUCUGGAAAAAAAAUUUCGAGUCCUGAAUGAACGUAGCAGCAGUUUUUCCGAUAUGCAUCAAAGAGUUGUGAAUGCACAUAAAAAUCUUACAUUGAAAUGGAGAAAGUUGGAAGCUUUUGCUAAUCAAGUUGGUGGAUCAGAGUCUAUAUUCUGUGAACUGUUCGGUAGUCAAAAGGCCAAGGACACCUUUUGGUUGGACAGCUCGUUCAUGGACCAGAGAAGGGCACGCUUCUCAUUUAUGGGUGGUGUUGGUGGUCAACUUUGGAAACGGUUCACAUUUAGGCUAUCAAAAAAUGAUGAUGCCACUGCCCAAGGUAGUGGAUACCUUUCAUUUGAAGAUGCUUAUGGCUUGAGGGGAAGUACAUUUUUGGAAAAGGGAUUCCUUGAUUUUCUUGAAAAGGAACUCCUGUCCUUUCACCAUCGAAAAGAAGAGUUUGAAGGUUUGCCUUUUGACUUUGUUGGAGGAUACGUUGGUUUCUUAGGAUAUGGUAUCAAGGAGGAAUGUGGCAUGUCUCCUAAUUCUCACAUUUCUGAAACCCCAGAUGCGUGCUUCUUCUUUGUUGAUCAAUUUGUUGUUGUUGAUCAUACCAACCAUGAUGUCUACAUACUAUCUGUCUGCGAUCAUGCAUCCACAUCUAGCACUGGGAGGUCUGAUCAUGUCCGAAGUGAAAGAUCAUGGUUGGACGAGACAGAGGCAAAACUUCUUAAUCUGAAAAUGAUGACAAAUGAGAAUGAUAGAAAGACACAGUUUGUUCCAUUAACAUUGGCAGAUUAUGAUGAGGCCUUUAGUAUGGAAAAGUCAAGAAGUGAGUAUCUGGAAGAUGUUAAAAGAUGCAUGGCCUAUAUCAAUGAUGGUGAAAGCUAUGAGUUGUGCUUAACAAUGCAGAUGAAGAAAAAGAUAAAAAAAUUGGAUGCUCUUGGCCUAUAUUUAUAUUUGAGGGCAAAAAAUCCAGCCCCAUAUGCUGCUUGGCUUCAUUUCUCUGAUGAAGACUUGUUUAUCUGCUCUUCUUCCCCUGAAAGGUUCUUGCAGUUGGACCGGGAUGGUGUUUUAGAAGCAAAGCCAAUUAAGGGCACAAUUGCUCGUGGAUCAUCAAGAGACAAAGACGAUCAUCAAAAAUGGCUCCUGCAAAACAGUGAGAAGGACCAAGCAGAAAACUUAAUGAUCGUAGACCUAUUGAGGAAUGAUCUGGGUCGAGUAUGUGAACCAGGUUCAGUGCAUGUGCCACGUCUCAUGGAAUUGGAGACAUAUGCCACUGUUCAUACUUUGGUGAGUACAAUCAGGGGAAAGAAAAGGAAAGAUGUAUCAUCUGUUGCCUGUGUUAGAGCUGCCUUUCCAGGAGGUUCAAUGACUGGUGCACCAAAGCGGCGAUCUGUUGAGAUCCUUGAUUCUCUUGAGGAUAGUAGCAGAGGUAUUUACUCCGGCUGCAUUGGGUUCUUCUCUUAUAACCAGACAUUUGAUUUGAACAUUGUGAUUAGAACCAUUGUUAUCCACAAAAAUGAAGCUUCAAUAGGCGCUGGUGGGGCUAUUGUGGCUCUGUCAAAACCAGUGGAUGAGUAUGAAGAGACCAUGUUGAAGGCAUCUGCAUUAAUGAAAGCCAUGGUUGAGUAUGAAAGCUUGUCCGAAGAUUCCAGUUCCAUUGUUUGAAGAAGCGUAUGUUGUAUUGGAACAUUCUUUCUAUUUCAUUUAAAGAUCAAUUCAUGUUCUGCUAUUGUGCAGCUACAUAAUAAACGAUUCUUCUGUAUAUAUAGAAUAUUCAAUAAACAGCAAUGAUCUUGUUUUAUUA
Messenger RNA from Nymphaea colorata (pocket water lily), 3298 nucleotides. Its product is annotated as aminodeoxychorismate synthase, chloroplastic. NCBI's taxonomy places the organism in Eukaryota, Viridiplantae, Streptophyta, Magnoliopsida, Nymphaeales, Nymphaeaceae. Gene Ontology annotation, biological process: L-tryptophan biosynthetic process; folic acid-containing compound biosynthetic process. The record is from RefSeq and is a predicted model, not a curated record. The transcript has 14 exons. The coding region runs from base 445 to 3159 and encodes 904 amino acids.